Messenger RNA from Candidula unifasciata, 1695 nucleotides. NCBI's taxonomy places the organism in Eukaryota, Metazoa, Mollusca, Gastropoda, Stylommatophora, Geomitridae. The record is from the annotation of a GenBank genome assembly.
AUGAGCUCUUUAGCUUUUGUUACACAUCCUAGUGUAAGAAUAAAAGGCACGGAGAACAGCUACACACCAAGUCAGUGCCUUGAUGAACGAUGCCCAGUCAAAGCUCCACACCUGCACUGCCCUUUCUGUGUGAAGACAGACGCUUAUCAGGACCCGGUCAUACUGAAGGCACAUUACAGAGUUAAGCAUGUGGAUAAAGGGAUUGAAUUUGCAGGUUUAAAAAUACUCCGAUGUUGUGAUCAGUGCGAUAUCAUAGGAAUAAUCAAAGGAGAAAAGAGGUUCAAGGGAGCUCAUUGGCACUGCUACCGCUGCAGGAAUGGUUUCAACAGACGCGACGAAGCCAUUAAACAUUACAAGACACAUUUCCGAAACCCGCAGACUACCUUCCAAAUUCAAAUUACUCAGGAUCUGAAUUCCCCACCUGAGGUUAGACCUCACGAGGAACUGAGUGUCAGCCAAGAUGCAUUUGCUUCCAUUGAAAACCCCAUCCAGGAGAUAAUUCAUCCUUCCCUCUCCCAGACAGGCAUUACCACAGAGCAGAAUGUGAUAACAACAGGGACCAGACGGAGCGUCGGCGGCGUAAAGAAGAUUAAAGUGAGACACGAGCUUCUAACCAAAGACGACUCCGGGGACCACGAGGAUGAGGAGACCAUUAUGAUAAUUCAGGGCGACCCGGAGUCUGCAUUCGCAAACCAUCUUCUGAGUUCAGGGGAAUUAACUGUGUUGAACAGAACCGUUGACCCGAACCUAUCCUGGGAAAUCAGGUUUCGCCUCGAAGAGGAAGAGAAAAACAUUUACAAAGCAAAAGCAGAAGAAUAUAAGGCACAGGUAGAGCUUCUGCAGCAGCAAGUGGUUGACUUGGAAGCACAGUUGGCUCAGCAGAACCAGUUGAAGCUUCAGGAGCUGGCUGACAUCUUAAACUCUGGAGAUGUCAGCAAGCAAGGGCUGGGCCAGCAGCUGAUCAAGUUCCUGGAGCAGUGUCAGCUGCAGACCCAAGCUUCUAUCACAGUUCUCGAAGAUGAGCCUGACAAACAACACGAACACUUAAAACAUGAAGUCAGCAUACUCCAUGAGUUGGAGCAUAACCCCAGUGCAUUAGCGGAUUCACUGAAAGCCGUGCAUUCUCAUUCACAACACUUGGAUGCCGAGGGAAACACUGUUACUCAUUUAAGCGAGAUUCCUGAUGGCUAUCAGGUGGUUUGUACUACUUCUGAAGGGCAUGUGGUGGUCGCUCAUGCAGCAGACGCAGCAGUCACCUCCCCGUUGUCUGAAGGGGAGGGGAUAUCGUCUGCAGAGUGUAUAGAUGGUUGUAGUUCGGCAGCAGUUUCUGAAAGCAGCGAAGUGUUGUUUACCCAUGUCAUUGGUUCGCACAUAAAACAGGAAUUGCCAGAUUUAUCCGAUGCUGGUGUUAUGGCUCAGGUGGGUGGCAGAGAGUUGUCAGAAGUCACCGACGACCAUGGCUGCUUACUGGAGGUCGUGGCAGCCGCAGACGGACUAGCAUCAUUGGGAACGGAUAUUGCUGUUGUCACCAGCGGGUCUGAAUGUCAUGAACACCAGCCAGAGUUUGUCGAAGGCGUAGACAAAGAGCGAGUGACUCUAAUCACAGAAGAAAAUAAUUUAGAAGUAGGAGAACAAAUCGGCACAGAGCACUCCAUAGAAACAGAACCGCCAGCAAAAAGGCUCAAAAUGACAUGA